Sardina pilchardus (European sardine) is the source of this 1379-nucleotide messenger RNA. RefSeq names its product biogenesis of lysosomal organelles complex-1, subunit 4, cappuccino (gene bloc1s4). NCBI's taxonomy places the organism in Eukaryota, Metazoa, Chordata, Actinopteri, Clupeiformes, Clupeidae. Bases 63 to 773 code for a protein of 236 amino acids. The record is from RefSeq and is a predicted model, not a curated record. The transcript is spliced from 5 exons. Gene Ontology annotation, cellular component: BLOC-1 complex.
CAGAAAAACAACUACACACACAACCAUUUUACAUAGAAAACAAAGGUGUCGUGUGAGUGAGCAUGGCCCAGGCCCAUCGUCCCGACAGGAUUGCUGUCCUGUCUCCUUUGGAGGAGUCUAGUGCGGAGGUCAGUAGAGAUAGCGGCAUCGUUUCUCUGAGCGCCAGCAGCUUGUCCAUGGUUAGCGAGGCCCUCAGCAGUGGGACUGUCUCUCAAAGCCCCAGCUUCGGCGCUGCGGUCUCUCAGAGUCCAAGCUUCAAUUCCGGGGAGCCCGUGCUAGAGUGCGUGGACGAGGAGAUCCUGAGACACACCGCUCAAAGUUACUCUGCGUACAUCAGAGCGAACGCAAGCGAUGAGAUCCUCAAUUUAGAGAAGAGUUUGGAGGAAAUGCUCACGAGAGUAGAUGAAUUUGUGGGAAUGCUUGACAUGAUCCGCAAUGAUACCUCACAAAUUGUCAACGAGAAUCUACCUCAAAUCCACAGAAAAUCAGAAGAGAUGAGACAGAUCUAUAGGAAGAUUGACAAGCUAGAAGCUUUUGUGAAGAUGGUCGGUGCUAAUGUGAACGCAAUGGAGGAGCAGGUAACACAGGCGGAAGGUGAAGUUGGGACUUUACCAGGAGCCUUUAAGAAAAUAUUCCGGACAAUGAGUGUUCCAGGAUUCUUGAAUAAACCAUCCAGCCCCAGAAGACCCCAGCAUCACAGCCAAGAGCUUCCUGCUGUGUUUCGCACUGAUGACUACUUCCCUCCUCAUACAGAUCACUCAGGGGGAGUGUAGACAUCUCACCUGUCCCUAAUGAUCAUUUGGAAUGGCUGGAGGGCCAUAGAGAGGAGUGACUUCAGCACAUAGCAACUGCUGUGGGAAGACCCCAUGGUGCUCCAGCCUAAAGAGCAAUAUGGACCCAGGCACAAGGCAUAUCUGGAUUUUUAUCUUUUGUGUCAGUUCAUUUACAACUUUGUAGCCAGAUUGUUCGUUGGUUGGUUGGUUUGUUUGUUUGUUUUUGUUUGUUUGUUUUUAAGAUGGAUGUCCAAGUGCCUCUUUCUGUUAAAUUAUCCGGUGUGUUUGACAGGGGGUUGGAGUUGAAACGUCUGACAUAAUGGAUACUGCAUACAAACUGCUGUUAAUAGAUUUAUACAAUAGUAGUAUUGCAUAUUGUACUUACAUUUACUUGCAUUAAGGAGAUUUGUGUUAAAAUGAUGUCUUAUAACUUAUACAUUUGUUGUUAAAUUUGCUAUGCAGUCACAAAUGACCAAAUGCUACUGAGAAUAUUUCUGUUCAUUUUUUGAAUAUGGACAACAUGACCUAACACAUUCUGUUUAUACCUCUAUUUGCCAGUUGUAAUAACAACAUAAUUGAAUUUAUUAAAGAAUGUUUUUAAGUAAA